AAAAGUAAUUAAAAUAAUUCCCUUCAUCCACUCCUCGAGAGACACGACACUCGGAGAGAAAACUAACCCUUUACUGGGAACGUUUACUACCCGAAAAACCACAGCUGUCAUUGAUGCGUGCCGUAAAAGACGAGAUCCAGUGUCGCCUUGUUGUGGGGACCUUGGAAGGGCCGCCCAUAAAAUGGUUCCUUACCCUUCCAAACCGAACCAUUGAUUGCUUUAAGGAUUUAGGUGAACUCUUUCUCAAUGCCUAUAGUGGAAUUUUCCAACCAAAGAAGCACUUUACCCACCUCUUCUCCCUGAUGCAAAAGGAAGGGGAGACUAAUACAAGGUUGGUGCAAAGGUGGAAUGAAGCAAUCAAUGAGGUGGAACCCAUGGAUGAUAAAACCUCCAUUGCCCUGUUCAUGAGCGUCCUAAGGUCGGGAGAAUUGUUCCGAAGGUUAGAUUACGACAACCCUAUUUCUUACAAAGCUAUGAUGGCUAGGGUCAACAAAUUUUGUGCCACGGAGGAAUCUGACCGCUCAAAGAGCAAGAAUGAUGGAGCCUUACACAAGGGCUCGGAGAAGAAGAAUGAGAAGGCAAGGGCAACCACCCUCUCCAUCCCCACCCUCAAGCCACUAGUAUCGGGAGAGGCCGCCCCAGUGGCAGAGAUUAAAGGGAGAGAAGAGGGUGGAGAGAAAAGAAAGCACGGAGAUCUAAAGAGAAAGCAGUGGCCCUAUGACCCGGCCAAGUAUUGUAACUUCCAUAGGAGGGCAGGGCACGCUACAGAGGAAUGUGUGUUCUUCAAGAAGAUCGAAGGACAGAUGAAGGAGAGGGGACCGACGGCUAACCAAGAGCCCAACCAAGUGGGUAAUGUUUGGCGUAGAGAUGCCCAACCUCAACAGCAAGUCCAGGAGAACCCUGAAGGAUUCCCCCAUGUAGGAGUCAUUUUUGGUGGUCUAGAAACAGGAACCACAACCAAUGAAAGGAAGGAAUGGGCCCGCAGGUUAUAUGUGGGGUCCAUUGAUGUGGGCCAAAUUGCCAAGAAAGGGAGAAUGGAGCCCAUUGUGUUCUCGGACGAGGACUUGCCACUCAUUCCAAGCCCUCACCGGACCCCUGGUAAUCUCUAUGGCUAUUCAUAAAGUUUUUGUGAAACGGAUUUUGGUUGACACAGGGAGUAAUGUCAACAUGCUGUAUUGGGAAGCGGCCCAACAGUUGGGAAUCAAAAGACCUCACGUAA
Messenger RNA from Cuscuta campestris, 1219 nucleotides. The record is from the annotation of a GenBank genome assembly. NCBI's taxonomy places the organism in Eukaryota, Viridiplantae, Streptophyta, Magnoliopsida, Solanales, Convolvulaceae.